GCUCCUGUCCCCGCUGGGCCCGCCGCCUGUUCCCGGCGUCGCUCGGGAAGAUGGCGCUGCGUGUCCAGGGCACUGUGGACGUAGUACAAUAGGAGUAAUGCUCCUCUCAGAACUGAUUCAGGAAAUUAAUCUAGUUGAUUAUUCAAGACCUUCAGCAAAACAUUGUAAAAUAGCUGCCUCAUUCCAUGACACCUCCCUGAAGGACAUACUGAUGCUUGUGUGCUCUCUUCUGAAGGAGCACUGGGAGUUUGCUCCAAACAGUGUUUGUUACUCCGUAGCAAAGGAUGGUGGGUCUGUACCCUUUGUGAAAACAGCAGAACCCCACCUCUUAGAAACGUAUGCACCCCAGAUAGCAAAAGCUUACAUUACUUCUAGACUGGAAUGUGUUCCUCAAGUUGUAAGGUAA
Molecule: messenger RNA, 406 nt
Organism: Chiroxiphia lanceolata (lance-tailed manakin)
Lineage: Eukaryota; Metazoa; Chordata; Aves; Passeriformes; Pipridae
Product: ran-binding protein 17-like
Exons: 4
Coding region: 98-406 (102 amino acids)
Biological process (GO): protein export from nucleus
Cellular component (GO): nuclear pore; cytoplasm
Molecular function (GO): nuclear export signal receptor activity
Source: RefSeq, a predicted model, not a curated record